Molecule: messenger RNA, 519 nt
Organism: Corticium candelabrum
Lineage: Eukaryota; Metazoa; Porifera; Homoscleromorpha; Homosclerophorida; Plakinidae
Product: tyrosine-protein kinase Srms-like
Exons: 4
Coding region: 34-519 (161 amino acids)
Biological process (GO): protein phosphorylation; multicellular organism development; cell surface receptor protein tyrosine kinase signaling pathway
Cellular component (GO): plasma membrane; signaling receptor complex
Molecular function (GO): ATP binding; transmembrane receptor protein tyrosine kinase activity
Source: RefSeq, a predicted model, not a curated record
CUACUAAGCUACGUGAUUGAGAUUUGUUCUGGCAUGGAGUAUCUCAGCAGUUGUUCUAUCAUUCAUAGAGAUUUAGCGGCGAGAAACUGCAUGUUAAAUUCUAACAUGACAGUGAAAAUUGCUGAUUUUGGUAUGGCACGUUUUAUAAACGAGGAAUCCUACUACAGACAGCAAAGUGACACACCUAUACCUGUCAAAUGGAUGGCUCCUGAGAGCUUGCUUCAAAAAAUCUAUUCUGAGAAGAGCGACGUGUGGUCUUUUGGCGUGACGUCGUGGGAAGUAUUCAGCUUGGGAAAAUCUCCUUAUGCAAACACGACUAAUGUUGGCAUUGUUGAUCACCUUCGGAACGGACAUAGAUUGCCUCCUCUUGCUGUUUGCCCUUCAAAUACAUUUGAAGUCAUUUACUCGUGCUGGCUUUGGGCUGAAAACGAAAGACCCACUUUCAAGAAUCUCUGGGAAAAGCUAAACAAACUUUUUGAUUGGCAUUUUGGUUAUCUGACUAUCGAAGAAAUUAGUUAG